Molecule: messenger RNA, 1335 nt
Organism: Fulmarus glacialis (Northern fulmar)
Lineage: Eukaryota; Metazoa; Chordata; Aves; Procellariiformes; Procellariidae
Gene: CFL2
Product: cofilin 2 (muscle)
Exons: 3
Coding region: 49-498 (149 amino acids)
Biological process (GO): actin filament fragmentation; cell motility; actin filament severing
Cellular component (GO): actin cortical patch; cytoplasm; actin cytoskeleton
Molecular function (GO): actin filament binding
Source: RefSeq, a predicted model, not a curated record
GCUUCUGGAGUAACAGUGAAUGAUGAAGUCAUAAAGGUUUUUAAUGACAUGAAAGUAAGGAAAUCUUCAACCCCAGAAGAGAUUAAAAAAAGAAAGAAAGCCGUUCUCUUCUGCUUAAGUGAUGACAAAAAACAAAUUAUUGUAGAGGAGUCAAAGCAGAUAUUGGUUGGUGACAUUGGAGAUACUGUGGAGGACCCCUAUACAGCCUUUGUGAAGUUGCUACCUUUGAAUGAUUGCCGAUACGCUUUGUAUGAUGCCACAUAUGAGACAAAGGAAUCUAAGAAAGAAGACCUGGUAUUUAUAUUCUGGGCUCCUGAAAGUGCACCUUUAAAAAGUAAGAUGAUCUACGCAAGCUCUAAAGAUGCCAUUAAAAAGAAAUUUACAGGUAUUAAACAUGAGUGGCAAGUAAAUGGUUUGGAUGAUAUUAAGGACCGUUCAACACUUGGAGAGAAAUUGGGAGGCAACGUGGUAGUUUCACUUGAAGGAAAACCCUUAUAAAAAGACAGACAAGUGCCAUCUGGAUCUAAGGAGCUUCCAUUUCUGCAGCUCGUUCAAUUGGAAUAGUAUUAGUCUCCCCGUCCCCUUCCCUCCUCAAAAAAUAAGUCCCUUCCCUAAUGCCCCUGAAGGAGAUGUCAUUGUUAAGCAGUCUACCAGUGAUUGCCAUUAGACUGUUUAAUCCUGGUAGUUUUAUGUAGGAUCCAAGGAAUGCUUUCACGUCAUACUCUUAGCCAAAACUGACGUUGCAGGCAUUCCUUGCAACAUGUACAAUGAAUGUGAUAGUUAAUGUGAAUAGUCUAGCAGGCAGCAAAGGGUAAGCUAAAGGAAUGCCUUGAAAGUAUUGUCCACUGGUCGGAUGGUAGACUCUAUACAGUAUUACUUACAGUUGCACUUGAUUGCAGUUCCAUGAGGCUCUUGUGCAUUCAUACACCUCACCUGCCUUGACAAGCCUAUUUUUGUGACAUGGCAGCACACAACACUAUGCAUUUAAAGCACUUUUUUGUAAUAUGUUUGACCCGCCCCCCCCCCCAAAGGAAUGCCAAUUAAGUUGCUGUAACUGUGUCAUCAAAUUCUUGUAGUACCUCAGUUUCAUUCCUGUUACAUGCAUAUCUUUAUAAAUGAAGUAGCUGUUAUGAUGCCUUUUGUUUUCCAUUGAAUGUACACUACUGAACAGGAGUAGAAGUUAUCUGUUUACCAUGUGAGUCUUGAAACACUAAAGUUUUGUAAAACAUCAGUCAUGGUGGCAAUUUCUGUAUUAAAAAGAGCCUUAAGUGGAACAUUGUUUUUUGAGAUCAAAAACUGGCCACGUUGCAAUAAAACUUGUGGCAUAUUACAGAA